Messenger RNA from Ostrea edulis (European flat oyster), 1796 nucleotides. RefSeq lists its product as uncharacterized. Lineage: Eukaryota; Metazoa; Mollusca; Bivalvia; Ostreida; Ostreidae. The transcript has 4 exons. The record is from RefSeq and is a predicted model, not a curated record. The coding region runs from base 648 to 1205 and encodes 185 amino acids.
CUGUUUUGGAACUGUCACUUAUCGCAUUCAAAUACAAUUAGACUCUUCUUAUAUUACUGUAUAAGCCUAACAGUCACUCCUACUUGUACUUUGUCGAUUUUAUGGCUAUAGCAGAUGGGGUGUACUUUUAUUGCCUUUGAACAAAUAAACAACAACUUCAAUAAUUUCAAUUUUACAACGGUGUAUCUUGAGAUCUGCGUCGAGACAGUAGCCAAAAUGACAAAAGUACACAUUGGUACCUGUGAUUUUAACAAUAUAAAUAUUGACGAAUAUUUGCCAAGUUAUUAAGAGUUUUCGUUGUCAAAUAUACUGUAUAAACAUAAGUCGCUUAUGUACCAGUGUAUGUCUUAACUCCGAAAAAAAAUGUUGUUUGUGAACAACCUUCUUCGGAGAAAAAAAAAGUUGCAUAAUUUGCUUCAUAUCAAUGUUCUUCUAAGCACCCGUUUACCCCCAUGCCACCUCUUUAAUCAUCUCUGGGAUAACUUGGUCAUGAGAAAAUGACAUUCUUUUACUUUUUACGGAGAGAAGCAGUGCUGAAUAAAAUCAAACCAAUUGAUAGGAGAACUGGGACUGUACGAAUUUCUAUAUCAGCUGACACCCUUUACCAAUCCGGCAGUUCAGUGGUCUUGUGAGGUGUCACUCUCAUCAUGCAAUGUUUCACUUUCAUUCAAGUAACGGUGGGCGAUCCUGAUUUAUUUCCCACUCGGAAUGACUGCUCCAACAUUAACUGCAGUGUAGCAAAUAACACUGGUCACAUGUGCUGUUCAGACUAUACCCGGGAAAACGGUGGAAAUGAAGAUGAGUCAAGUACCACCUCAGCCAUAAUAUUUUUUGUUGCUGUUAUCGGAUCGCUCAUUACAGUGAUAGCCCUGAUGCUCCUGUGUAUAAACUGUAAAAAUAUGUGCAGUCGUCUCUAUCACAAAGAGACCUCGGAUUUAGGGCGCAGCUCAUCGGUCAACACUGUAUCUGCCGCAGUGCAGACGAAUUCAACAGACUUGCCGCCUCCUUACGCUUUUCAGGAUCUGUAUCAUAGCAGUAAUGAAUGUGGCGACAUAGCGGAACUGCACAUUCCAAGGUGUCCGUCCUACGUGAUGCAUCCUCCGAAAUACCAAGAAGUCAUUUCUGAAGAUGAACUGGGGAAUGUUGAAAAUAUCACUGAUGACACUGCAAUUGAAUUUUCCAUUAAUUCUGGUGUUGUCGCUUAAUUUUAUUAGUGAUUUAUCUCCAUGAAAUGCAUUUAUGAUUUGAUAUUUUUUGUGAUAUUAUGAUUUUGAUACAAGAUGCAUUUUGAAAUGUGUUCAAUUUUUUAAAUCGGACUUUUGUAUAUAAUUUUGGCAAUAGUUGCGAAAUGAUAUUUGUCUCAAUCCAGGGUAUGCUAUAUAGUAUGCCAAGAAUUGUUACGUAUAAUAUUCAAGCAAGAUCGAAUCGUAAGAAGUGAAAGUGAAAGUAACACUAUUAAAGUGGAGGUGAGUGUGUGAAGAAGUGUUAUUUGUGUAUUUAUUCACAGAAUGUCUCAUGGUGUGUUUCUAUCUAUGGGUGCGAGUCCAGUCCACAUUUCUAUUCUGUAAUAUUAGCGAGUGUUCGAAUCUUUUUCGAUUGUGCCAUGUACAUAAUGUAUAUAUAUAUAUGACUUAUGAUGUCAUUGUACAUCUGUAUACAUGUAUUUAACUAUAUCAUAAUGAAUCUUUGUUAUUUUUGUUGUUGAUUUAUCUUGGAAUGUAAAUCAUGAUACAUGUACAUAUAACAUUACAAAGGCAUUUCUUAUAUGUAUUUUUUAAUAAAAUCACAUUGCAGUA